GUAUUGUGUAUUUGUGUGCAGUUUGAGUGUGACUAGUGAGUAGUAACUAGUGAGUGCUGAGCCGUUCAUCUGAAACGUUCCGAUGAGUAAGUGUUGUACUCAAAUCUCAAUUCAGAACUGAGUGAUUUUAAUCACAACCUUUUUUUGUGCAAAAUUUGUAAAAUUCACUUUACAUAGAUGAUGGUUGUACAAGCUUGAAAGUUAUUGGACGCGAUAUAACGUGGAUAAGAGGUGUUUAACCAUGGGAGCCGAAUCUCAAUACAGUGACACUCUCAGAUCGUCCAAAAAAUGCAGCAAGUUGAGGCCGUUGAAGAUAACCGCAGUCGGCGACGGAAUGGUCGGAAAAACUUGCAUGCUCAUCACUUAUACGACCAAGCAGUUUCCUAUGGAAUACGUGCCCACCGUAUUCGACAAUUAUGCAGAGAACAUAAUUAUGGAUGGCCAAGAGUACAACAUGUGUCUGUGGGACACUGCCGGCCAAGAAGAUUACGAAAGACUUCGGCCAUUGUCUUAUCCUAAUACGGAUUGUUUUCUACUUUGCUAUUCAGUCGGUAGUCGAAGUUCAUUCGAAAACAUUGCCAGUAAAUGGCAUCCGGAAAUUCAACACCACUGUCCGAAAAUACCUGUGAUAUUGAUCGGUACGAAAACGGACUUGAGGCUGAGCCAAAACGACUGCGUGACUCGGAAAAAGGGCAAAAAAAUGAUGAAAAAGAUCGGGGCGGUCAAGUACUUGGAGUGCUCGGCCCUGACCAACGAAGGGUUGGACACCAUAUUCACGGAAUCCGUCCGCGCGGCCAUCAAAAGGCCGAGACAGAACUGUUUUGCGUUCCCGUUCACCCAGUGCUGUAAAUAAGGACGCGCUCGCCGGAUCCAUCGUCGUCGCAGUCGUCAACUAUAUCCGUGAGAUCUCGUACAAGUGUUGUGUUCCGUCGUUAUGAGCAUUAUACACACAUGAUAUUAUUAUAAUGUAACUGUAUGAUGGAAUACGGCGUUUCGUUUAUUGAAACUCACUUUUGGAAACGCAAAAUAUGUGCCAUAUAUAUUGUAUAUAGAUCGCGAAUCGUCCGUACAUAAUAUUUUAUAAUAUAAAAUUAAUAUAUAUCAACGUAACGCUGUUCAAACGUACAUUAUACCUAUCUACCUAUACACCUAUCUUACCAUACAUCAUCAUAUUAUUAUGACCUCGCCGCGAUAACGAACCAACGAGAUUUUAUGUACAAUAAUUUAAUAUAAUAUGUUGCCUUAUGCGUGUUGUCGGCUUAUUAUAUUAUAUGAACUAGAAUAAGUUAUUAUAAAUAUUGUUUUUUUUUUUUUUUUUUGAUAAAAAUGUAAAAAUGUAUUAUUAUUAAUUUUUUAUUAUUAUUAUUAUUAUUAUUUGUUUGUUUUGUCAUGUGCAUAAUAUAGUAUAUAUUGCAGUAUAA
Aphis gossypii (cotton aphid) is the source of this 1421-nucleotide messenger RNA. Its product is annotated as ras-like GTP-binding protein RhoL. Gene Ontology annotation, biological process: small GTPase-mediated signal transduction. The coding region runs from base 242 to 853 and encodes 203 amino acids. The record is from RefSeq and is a predicted model, not a curated record. Lineage: Eukaryota; Metazoa; Arthropoda; Insecta; Hemiptera; Aphididae. The transcript is spliced from 6 exons. Gene Ontology annotation, molecular function: GTP binding; GTPase activity.